Messenger RNA from Anneissia japonica, 3489 nucleotides. RefSeq names its product striatin-3-like. The record is from RefSeq and is a predicted model, not a curated record. Gene Ontology annotation, molecular function: protein binding. Bases 245 to 2614 code for a protein of 789 amino acids. The transcript is spliced from 17 exons. Lineage: Eukaryota; Metazoa; Echinodermata; Crinoidea; Comatulida; Comatulidae.
AAUUUUACUUUCAGUCGUCGCAAUAAGUUAAUGCUAUUUAAAUAUAAAUAGUAAGUCCAACACGUAAUUUUUCACAUGAAGAAAAUCUAAGAUAAAAAAAAUGGACAGAGUGGCACUGUGUAUAAUAUUUAGCUGAAUAUAACAGACCAAACGGAUAAUUGGAAUUUUACCCAGAAUGCUUUGCUAGACCACCCUAUGUUCAUUUUGCAAGUAUGGCGGAUGGUUAAUCAUCGUAACAGCAAAGAUGAUAAGAAUGGAAAACGGGGCAGGAUCAUCUCCACAACAAUUAAACCAACUAAAUGCUGGUUCUAAUGCGAACGUAAAUGCUUUAGGAGGCAAAUUGGAAGAUGACAAUUCAAGAUCGAAGUAUACUAUACCUGGAAUAUUGCAUUUUAUUCAGCAUGAGUGGGCGAGAUUCGAGAUGGAAAGGGCUCAGUGGGAGGUUGAGCGAGCCGAGUUACAGGCGAGAAUAGCAUUCCUUCAAGGAGAACGAAAAGGUCAGGAGAAUCUAAAACACGACUUGGUUCGACGUAUAAAGAUGUUAGAAUAUGCUCUAAAACAAGAGAGGGCCAAGUUUCAUAAAUUAAAGUUUGGAACAGACCCAUCAGGGGAAUUAAAACCACCAACAUUUGAAGGGGAUGAUAUGAGUGAAGAAGAUUCUAUUAUGUCUCCAAAUGCACAAGUUAAUUUUAAGCAAGGAAGGCAGUUACUUAGGCAAUAUUUACAAGAGAUUGGCUACACCGACACAAUUCUAGAUGUCCGAUCAAACCGAGUGCGUUCGUUACUUGGCCUCCAGUCAGGAGAGCAGAACUCAAAUAACCUAGAGGGCGAUGUUUCACCCAUGGAACCACUGGUGAACGGAGAAAGCCCUGCAAAACCAAACAGAUCAGACCCAAACGCAAUUAAAAGGCAAGAUAAAAGAAUACCUGGCCAGUUACCUGAGGGUGUUUUAGAUAAUGUUCUUUCAUCAUUUGAAUUCCUGGGUAGUGAGAACGUUGAGGAAGCAGAGAAUGGGGACAUGGAAGAUGGAGGCACUGCCGAUGACGAGGCAGAUGAAAGAGAAAUGGGAAAGACAAUGGGAACCAUUAUAAAAAGGAAUAAGCCAAUCUUGGGGAAUGAAAGUAUGGUAGAAGAUGUAGUCACGGACCCAGACACGGAGGAAGCGUUGGCCGAGUUUGAUUUCCUUGUAUCAGAAGGCGGUGAAGGUGCUGGAGAAGCUCGGACCAGUGGCGACGGUACUGAUUGGCUAGACAAGAAAUUGGACUGGGGGGUGGACCAGGGCAUGAUCAGUAAGCUCAAAGAAGACUAUAAAAAGGCACGGAAAGGCAAGAAGCCUGUCGUUCGUCCAAAGCGCUCAGCAUUACAGGCUAUGCUGGAGAAUCUAGGUCGGGAGGAGAAUAUUCCCCCACCACCCAGGGGAAAACCAAUUCAAGAUGUAGAUAUCCCAGAAUCUGCAGCUCAAGGGGCAUUUCCAGCUCGUAGACCAAUGGUAGGCAUCGGUGAAGAUGAGGCUAUAGAGACAGCACUAGGGUUAGGUGACCUUGCCAAAUUAACAGUUUCAAAUGAAGCAGACGCCCUCGCCAGUUAUGAUGUGAGUGCUGCAACUAAAGACACAUUCAGGAAAACAUGGAACCCAAAGUAUACCCUAAGGAAUCAUUUUGAUGCAGUACGAACCCUGGCCUUCCACCCGAUAGAACCGGUGCUUAUCACCGGCUCAGAGGACCAUUCUCUCAAGUUAUGGAAUCUAGAUAAGACAGUGCCAGCAAAAAAAACUGCAUCUUUGGAUGUUGAACCAAUCUACACUUUUAGAGGUCACAAGGCAGCAGUGCUGUGUCUAGCAGUCAGCUCCGAUGGGUCAAAGUGCUUCAGUGGUAGUAUGGACUCUACCAUUUGUUGUUGGGGGAUGCCAGAUAUAAACAUGGAUCCAUAUGAUUCAUACGAUAGUAGUAUACUGAAAGAGCCAUUGGUUGCACACACCAAUGCAGUGUGGGAUGUCGCGUUUGAUGCCACGAAAAACCACCUUGUGUCAGCCUCUGCAGAUGGUACCGUCAGGUUAUGGAAUCCACAGCUCAAGUCCCCACUUCUAAAUACGUAUAUUGGAGAAAGUGCUUAUGGUGUACCGACGUCUGUUGAUUUUGUUCGCUGUGACCCAUGUCAAGUUAUAGUUGGUUACAAAUCCUCCGAUGCGGUAAUCUAUGACCUGGAGACAGCAACACCCAUUAUCACACUGGAAAGCAAGUUAACAUCAGAAUGUGAUGGUUCAACGCAGAUUAACUGUGCAAUCAGUCACCCAACGCUACCUAUUACAAUUACUGCACAUGAAGACCGCCACAUUCGAUUCUUUGAUAACAACACAGGUAAAAUGGAACACAGUAUGGUUGCCCAUCUGGAUGCUGUCACCAGUCUGGCCAUUGAUCCCAAUGGCUUAUAUCUCCUGUCGGGAAGCCAUGAUUGCUCUAUAAGACUGUGGAACCUAGAAAGCAAAACGUGUGUCCAAGAGAUAACCUCACAUCGAAAGAAAUUUGAUGAAGCUAUAUACUCCGUAGCCUUUCACCCUAGCAAACCCUACAUUGCAAGUGGGGGCGCCGAUGCUUUGGCCAAAGUAUUUGUAUGAUGUAGACUGUUGUAAUUUGGAGCCAGUAACCAUGUGGAUAUUAUCAGGUGGCUGUAUGCAGAUUGUGUUUCCAUGGUGGAUAUAUCCAAUGUGGAUGUCCUCUCAGAAGGAAGAUUCCAUUUGCAAAUACAAGUCAUACCCUGAAAGAAUAUGUGAUGGACCAUUCCUCCAGUGAUGUAGAUUCUGGUUACACCUCUGUGUUUCUUUGUGUUAUAGUCACACUUGCGUGUGUAAAAACAUGUAUGUGCGUUAAUAUUAAUAAAUACAUGCGCAUAGAUGUAUUCUAACUACUGUAGAAGCCAUCCAUGCUUUGGAGCUGUUAUUAGGGUAUGUGUACAUUAAGACAUUGAUAUUGCACCCUAAGGACCGAACCCCGCUUCACGGUUGAAAACCUGGAGCGCAGAUUGUACAUCAAAACAUUGAGUAGUGAAUUUUUAUCUGAAUAUGUGAUGCUUCAAAACCUGAAGAGGUUUCUCUUGGUUUAAUUUUUGUAUGAUUUCACCAACUAAAUUUAAAUGUUUAUUAUAUAAAGACUGAUGUAAUUGUUUGACAAGAAAUAGUGAUAAAUGAAGAAAGUGUCAAUGCUUUCUGUUUUUCCAUUUGUAAUUGUAGCAAAUAUAUAUUGUGUAUGCCUGGAUAAUUUAUUUAACUAACUAGCUGUAUAGUUUUGCCAAUUGCAUUUUAAACUUUUGUUUUAUUGAAUUGAAACUCAAUUGCUUCAAUGCUCCAAUGCAACUGUGGGGCUAAAUCAAAAUUAUCUAAUAUAUUUCAAUUAUCUUACUGUAAUUACCUUAAACUAUUAUUAUUAUUAUUAUUAUUAUUAUUAUUAUUAUUAUUAUUAUUAUUAUUAUAACUGUUAUUGUUAUUGUCCUUAU